Molecule: messenger RNA, 589 nt
Organism: Pieris rapae (cabbage white)
Lineage: Eukaryota; Metazoa; Arthropoda; Insecta; Lepidoptera; Pieridae
Exons: 4
Coding region: 201-530 (109 amino acids)
Source: RefSeq, a predicted model, not a curated record
GUUAUUUGGUUGAAAAUCCUAUUACUGUUGUAUUAAUAUUAUCCAAUAUGUAUUCCGAGUACAUACAAUUCAGUACAUAUAUACAAAUCCAAAACAAACAGGAAGUCAUAGUCUCAUAGACAAUAGAAGUUAACUUCAACAAUGUUUAGGACAAUGAGUUACUUUAACCUAAUCGCGCGACGACAGCAGUCACAAAGAAGAUGUUUACGAAAAUUACUCUCCUCCUGAUGGUCUUCUACGUUUUAUCAGUUGCUGCCCACGGACCGCCACGGGACAGAGACAAUGAAGAUAUCGCUAUGGGGCGAAAGAUGGGUGCCAAAUGGUGCAGCAUGGCCAAAGUUUGCAACCACGACCGUAUACCAAUCUGUGGUGUCAGCCAUGCUGGUGACGUCAUGGGAUUCCGGGAUCUGUGUGACAUGUUCGACUAUAACUGUAUAAGGCGGCGAAAUUAUAAACAGACUGGAUGUCCUCAAGACAAAUCAAUUCUGACUGCAUCUCGUCGACCAACCAACAGCUAUUAUGAUGAUUAAAAAUUGAAUAUUCACCUACUACAAUAUUAAAUAAUCAUGUAUGAGAAAAGUAAAUAAAG